Molecule: messenger RNA, 1414 nt
Organism: Odobenus rosmarus divergens (Pacific walrus)
Lineage: Eukaryota; Metazoa; Chordata; Mammalia; Carnivora; Odobenidae
Gene: SPCS2
Product: signal peptidase complex subunit 2 homolog (S. cerevisiae)
Exons: 5
Coding region: 28-708 (226 amino acids)
Biological process (GO): protein targeting to ER
Cellular component (GO): membrane; signal peptidase complex
Source: RefSeq, a predicted model, not a curated record
GGGGAGGGAGACGCAGAGGCAGAGAAGAUGGCGGCGGCGUCUGCACAGGGCGGGAGGAUUGGUGGUGGCGGAGGCGGUAGUGGGGCCGGCGGUGGUCCCAACUGCGGGACAGGCAGUGGCCGCAGCGGCUUGUUGGACAAGUGGAAGAUUGAUGAUAAGCCUGUAAAAAUUGACAAAUGGGAUGGAUCAGCUGUGAAGAAUUCUUUGGAUGAUUCUGCCAAAAAGGUACUUCUGGAAAAGUACAAAUAUGUGGAGAAUUUUGGUCUGAUUGACGGUCGCCUCACCAUCUGUACCAUCUCCUGUUUCUUUGCCAUAGUGGCUUUGAUUUGGGAUUAUAUGCACCCCUUUCCAGAAUCUAAGCCUGUUUUGGCUUUGUGUGUCAUAUCCUAUUUUGUGAUGAUGGGGAUCCUGACCAUUUAUACCUCAUAUAAGGAGAAGAGCAUCUUUCUUGUGGCCCACAGGAAAGAUCCUACAGGAAUGGAUCCUGAUGAUAUUUGGCAACUGUCCUCCAGUCUCAAAAGGUUUGAUGACAAAUACACUCUGAAGUUGACCUUCAUCAGUGGAAGAACAAAGCAGCAGCGAGAGGCCGAGUUCACCAAGUCCAUUGCUAAGUUUUUUGACCACAGCGGGACACUGGUAAUGGAUGCAUAUGAGCCUGAAAUAUCCAGGCUCCAUGACAGUCUUGCCACAGAAAGAAAAAUAAAAUAGCCAGUUCUAAAAGCAGCCAUCUUUGCUGGAUCAUGCUGAAUUUCGGGGUGAGGGAGAAGGAAACAGAACUUAAAAUGGAUAAAGUAAGAUAUGUUAAAAAUGUCCCUGUUUUGUCCUGAAAUUUUAGUCCAUUCUGGAUAAAUAGGAUUUUCUAGUUCAGAUAUGAGAAGUUGUAGCUCUGAUAUCUAGCUUUAGCCUUGGUCUUCUGAUUGUGUUGUUUUGAUUUGCUUUUCUGGAAAAGCAUUUUUGCUAGCAGCCAUACAGACUUCGUCCUUCAUACCUAGCAGUACUUUAUAUUGUAUAGCUUUGUGCCAUGCAGCUUUUGAAGGCUCAGUUUUUGAAACUGUUAACCUGUUGCUGACUUUAUUGUGUUAAUUCCUAUUUCAACAGCUAUUUCCCUUAAUUCAGGAUACAACUUCUUGUGUAUGACAGCUUUCCUUCACACACCAAUUUUGUGGGUGUGUAUAUAUCUGACUUUGGGAGAAUUGGAAAAAAACACAGCUUUUUAAUUUGUUUAAAACAGACCUUCUGCCUGUUACAUUUUGUGCUCUUAACCAAUUAAAGAAGCCAAUGGCAUUUUUAAUUUUAUAUUGUCUAUGUUUUCCACUAGUAUAUCCCUGUUGAUUUGUUUGUGCCCUUUAUUAACUGCCAUUUUCUAAAAUUUUUUUCAAUAAAAGGAAAGAAGAUGUGAAAAAAUGGAGUCAUA